This is a messenger RNA of Lactuca virosa, 3270 nucleotides long. Lineage: Eukaryota; Viridiplantae; Streptophyta; Magnoliopsida; Asterales; Asteraceae. The record is from the annotation of a GenBank genome assembly.
AUGAAAUACAACAUAAGACCUGUUCUAGUAGAUGUUGGAGAAGAAAAGAAGACGUUUUUAAUUUGGGGUUUUGAUCUGAAGGCAGCUCAAACAUUGAACACAGAAGCUGAUAGUGGUACAAAACCUGUUUCAACUACAAUGGACCUGGAACUUGUGAAGUUUAUCAACUCAGAUCUUACAUGGAAUGCUGUUAAAAAGGGCCAUAGGAGCAUGAUGAGGCGCCCAAGGAAGCCAGCAGCAAGCAGUUCAGCCAUUAAAAUGCAGGAAUCUGUAGCUUUUGAUUAUGAGAAGUCUGGUGUAGCCAUUCUUGGUCAACACUUUGGUGAAGAAGUAGUUGAUGUUCCUAUAAAGAAAAGAAUUCUUAUGCUUCAGUCUCCAUCUCUCAGCAAUGAAAGGGCUAAUAGGUCAACUCAACCUCAUCCUCCCUCUCCUCAUCAUGAGAAACAAGAGUGUCAUUCAAUGAAGUCAAAACUGAUAGAGAAACAGAUUCCUGAUCUUAAUGACUUCUUUGGUAUAGAACUUCUUGCAGCUGCUGCAUGCCAUACCUCUGUUUAUGACACCCCUACUCCCAUGGAGUCUUCUGCAGUCGAAGAACACACAACAACAAAAAUUGUUGAAUCAUACACCGAAGGUGUAAUUGUAAAAGACGAUAUUGCCCCUGUUGACUCAGAUGAUUCAUCAGUUCAAGAUAACACAUUCCCAGUUAUUAUUACAAACGAUAAUGGGAAUAGUGAGGGUGAUAAAACAUCUGUUCCUUCAAAAGAUGUUAGGUUGCAUUGGGAUUUGAACACUGUAAUGGAUGAAUGGGAAGAACCCUGUUGUGAUAUUCUUGUUGAUCCUCAUUCUGAAAAAGGGUAUCUAAAAGAUGAUGAUUCACAGAAUGAAACUAGAAAUUCUCAACAGGUGAAAUCAGAUGCAAUAGACAAGUCUGAAGGUAUUCAGGCUGUUUCUGAAGUAGUACAAGGUGGAUCAUGUCAAGAUGAUAAGGUUUCUUCAGAAGAUCGUCUCAGUGAUUGCUGUGGGUCAAACAAAGUCAAAGCAGGAGGAGGCUAUGAUUCUCCUGUUGAAGAUGGUGAGUUAAGAGACACGUGGCAAAAGAAUGAAGUGGAAGAAAUGGAGUGUGUAGACUAUGAAUCAGAUAACAUAUAUGAAGAUAACUUUGAUGCUAUUGAAUCAGUUAACAAUGAAGUCAUUGAAUCACUCCCCAACAAUGAAAUCGAACAAGAUGAUAAGAAAAACAUCCCAAGUAUAUCAAAUCAGCUUCCGGAACCUUCCAAAUCAGAAGAAAAGUGUAGAACUUCGUCUUUUGGUGUUCAUAGAAACAGAUCUGAAAACUUUCAAGAUUCUUAUUCAAGGGGUAAGAGGGAUUUUGGUCAAGAAAAGUCAACGGGAAGAGAUGGAGUAUCUUACCAUGGUUGGGAUUCAAGAAACACUCAGAAUCACAGGUACUCUAAUAACAGGCCAAAACAUGUGAUUGGAGGUUACAAUCAAAGAUCCAGUUCUUACAAGACAUUUAACACAAAACCAGAAAGAAAUGAAUCAUAUGGUGUUUAUAGUCGUGAUAGAGUUAAAGGUGGAUUAGGGUUUCAUCAACAAGGUUCAAGAAGAGGUGAAGACUACAAUGGUCAUGAUCAAGAAAGAAAAGUCUCUUCCUUUUCUCCAAAUUUCACCCGUGGGCCCCAUCUUUCAAGAUCUAGAAGACGAUCUAGGUCAAGAUCAAGGUCAGAGUCUCCAAUUGCAUGGAAUUUUCAGAAGAAAAGCAAAGUGGAUACAAAAAGAGAAAGAGAAAGAGAAAGAGAAAGCCCAGAUCAUAUUCAUAUUCAUAAGACUGAUAAAUACAAUAGCAACAUCAAUGGUGAAUCAAGAGAUAGGAAUAAUCUUGGAAGAAUGAAGUCAUCAAAUGAUCAUUUUUACCCUACUUUUUCACGUUCAGGAAGGUAUCCACCACAAGGAAGUGGUCAAUAUGAUGAAAAAUACGGAGGGCGUUUUCGGUAUUAUCAUAAAGAUAAUGGGUUCAGAUACACUCGUAAUGAAAAUAGGUACUUCAAAGAUCCAGUUGGAGAUGGAGUGGAAUGAUUGCUUCUGAUUCACAAGGGGAUUAUUAGUUGGUAUAUAAGAGACUUUUUUUUCUUUUCUUAAUUGUUGAUCCUCUUGUUUUCUUUACUAUAACUUUUUUUUUUUUUGAGUACUUUUAGAACUUGGUAGGGGUAUUUAGGACAAAUUUUCGUAUUGUCUUCUGAGUUUCUGUUCUUAUUGUAAUAUGUGAAAUUGAGAAAAUUAAUCACACAAGGCAGAACUUUAUUUUCUUAAAAUACUUCUACUUUUCUUCUUUACACACACAAUGCAAACUUCAAUUCAAGAAAGAAAGGUAUAUUUCAUUAUAUUCUAAAACUUUUUUUUACAUAAUGUUAUAUAAUUUAUAAAGAAAUAUUCCCAUUUCUUUCACCAGGUAAAGCUGAUAGACUGAAAAACGAAUUUUUUUGACAACUCAGAUGAGCAAAUCGCUGCCACGUCAUCCCUCAUCAUCUUUGGACCACUUACAAGAACUCCAAUUCUAGAUCCUUCACAUUUUUUAACAUUAGUAGAAGCCCCGAUUAAAGAUUCAUAAGGAAGACUUUCCAUCUCUCUAUCCUCAUUAUAACACCAAGAACUCAAACCUGGAGACGCCAAUGGCGAGGGUAAAUCCGUAAUUUGAAUCUGCCCCAUUUCUUUCAAAUUCCUUCUCUUGUUCCACAGAAAAGCGAUAGAUACAGUUAUAGAUAUAGCUGUACAUAUAAACACCAUACUACAAACCGACCUUAUAGAAUACGAAUAUAUCAUAUUUGUACCCUUAUCAAUCGGGUAUAUAUAAAAUCUUGUGAAAAGCGCGAUAAACACAAGGGAAAUGAUAAAAGAGAACACAAUUAUCAUUCCCAACCAAAUCCAGUUAUUUUGCCCUAAAAUUGGAGAAAUCGGUGCAUCAAGGGGAUUCGGUUUGAACCAUAUUGUUCUGUGAAGGUGUUGUUCUUCAGUUGUGUGCCCUAUUUCUUGUGUUACAUAAGGGCAGAUUUGUAAUUUCAAGCGAGAUAUAUCAAGUGUAGUGGGUGAAAUAGGAAGGAUAAGUUGUAGCAUCGCAAGAUCUUCAGAUUUUUUGAAAGAUGGGAUAAGGAGAAUUUGUGGUGUGUUGUUGUUGUUGUUGUUGUUUUCCAUGUGAAGAAGCUCACGAAUUAUGGAGAUAAAUGGAGUGAUCCCACUUCCACCACUAAACAUCACAAGCUUGUCAUACCUGUG